ACCGCGAAGGGACAGACGCUACAACCAUACAGGCCCCGCCCACAAGCCUGUCGCAAAUCGCAGGUGACAGCUAGAUAAUCUCAAACUCGACACAGUUAUGGUCGUUAAAACCAUAAUUUUCCCGGUUUAUCAACAGUGUUAGAGAGCAUCGGUAGUGCUUUUAGUUUAAUGAAAGUAAAUCCGCGCGCUCAUCGCAGUUGAAGUGGAAGUUCAUGCAGAUGGAUGAGCAUCUGUGCUAAAAACAUACGCUCUGCUCAAGCCCACAUUCCGUUUCUAAUGCUGUUAUUCGGAUUUGACACUUUCCUCACGCAUGAUCGCAGUGUUGAUCUUAAGAGAAAUGCAGGACGACUAUAACGUGGAGAUAGGAUUCGUCAAGCAGAUCCUCAGUUUGAAUUUGGUGCCGAGGAAAAAUGCCACCAACUGCGGGAGGAACGACACAUCUCUGUGCGAUUUCUCCGAGAUGUGGUAUGGGGUGUUCCUGUGGGCUGUUGUCUCCUCAUUGGUGUUCCACCUGCCCGCCGCCCUCCUGGCUCUAGCAACACUCCGCAGACAUAAGAUGGCACGAUUUUUCCCAGUCGGCAUCCUGCUCAUGGGUAUCAUCGGCCCGCUCUUUGGAGGGGUUCUUACUAGUGCAGCUAUAGCAGGAGUCUAUAAGGCAGCUGGGAAGAGUAUGUUCUCCUUGGAGGCGUUGGUGUUUGGAGUGGGACAGUCGUUGUGUGUUUUUAUCAUUUCCUUCUUCAGAGUGCUGGCUACCCUGUAGCACUGAGACAUUGGCACACCAGGCUGCCGUCAAGAGGAGAGGAAGCUGUUCAGUCACCUGGGCGUCAUAUGCAAAACAUGGAGGCCUUACUUCCCAAACAGUCCCAACAGUUUCCUUUGAUACAGAACAAUGGUAUUUUUUUCCAAACGGGUUUCUGAGGAGUGCAUUGAGUAACAUGGGACUUUUCAUUUGAAAACGCUACCUUUAAAGCAGCGCCAGCCUUGCGUUACAGGUGGAGUCAUCUUGCACAUGUGUAUUUUUUUAAAUGAUCAUUAUAGAUGACAUUUUGUUUGUUAGUUUCUUUUAAUUUUCCUUUCUUAACACUAAAUUAGUCUUUUAUAAAGUUUUGGAUGAGGUGAAAACUCAUAUAAUGUACAUACUAAAGCCCAUUCCAGCUUGCCCUUAAAUUAUGCUUGAGAGGAGCAACUUGCAUUCACUUUGCACUGAUUAUAUGAAUCCUUUAGGCCAAAGGCUACAAAUUUCAAUUUGUUUCUUUUCUUCACACUGUUUUCUAUAUAUUUUGCCCAUGAUUUUGGGCAUAUUUGGAGAGAUUACAGUUAAACACACUUGUCUGUGGACUUUGACAUUGUAAUUCCUGCUGGAGUUAAGUGGCUUUUGUUGGUUAAACUUCAUAUUCGUGAGCUGUUUAUACAUUUAAAGUCUUUAAGAAUUUGUUUUCCAAGUGGGCUCCAGGAUUUGGCCUUCACAUUGAAUAUUUCUGUAUAUAUUAGUGAUAUAACGUUGCUUUGACACUUGUUUGCCCAUAAGAUUCUGUAUGUGGCAGACUCACCUCUUAUGCCUAAUAUGCGAAUGUAAACCAGAUUUCAGCUGAAUCCAUAAUAGAAUAACUUAAAUCUUCACCAAAGAAAUGAUAACACUAAUCUACAGCUGUUAUACGUUUCAGAUACUGUUAUUUUUGAGAAAGCUCAUGUGGAAAGAUGUUAAAUGACUAAAUCAAACAAAAUUACUAUAGAAUGUACAAAAUUAUAAUCAGAAUAUUACCCAAGUUUAUGUGCAGAAGUAUAUAAAAUAUGCUUAAAUUGCAGAAAAAGAAAUGUGUACUCACUCAUAUAGAUGUUUUCUCUUAUUCUUGUUCAGCAACUACAUUAACAGCAAGAGGUGUAAGGCUGAACGGGAUAUGAAUAUGAUCUUAAUACAGUCGCAGAGUCUUUAGACUAAUCUGAGGAAUUAAACCAAUCUAAACCAAAUUUAAUUCUCAAAUAUUACUUUUACAUUUCUUCGGUACAAGCAUUUGUAGACUUGUGUUCACCCAUAUUACAAGCCCUCAGGAAGUUCUUGUGUUCUGGAAGUUUCAUUUAAAGCUCGUAUGAUGUGAGUUCAUCUUUUAUGAUUGGAGCACUAACAUUCGUGGGACGCACUGAAAGCUAUGCUUUAUUUGUCUGAGCCUAUGGUCUCUCAAUUGCACAAAUGGAUUUAUUUUUCUAAAGUCCAAUCAUUCAUGGUGGAGUGACUGCUCAUUGUUUUUGUGGUUUGUCUUUGAUUGUAUGGUCUUCUUGACAAAUGGAUUUGCUCUUUACAACGUAAUACUUUCCAUUUAUUUUUUUCUGGGCAAGUUUAAUUUUCUUACUGUAUAAUAAGUGCCAAUUGCUAGUAUUUUCAUGAAAUAAAAUGGUUUAGAUUAUAAUAACA
This is a messenger RNA of Ctenopharyngodon idella (grass carp), 2410 nucleotides long. RefSeq names its product transmembrane protein 170A (gene tmem170a). NCBI's taxonomy places the organism in Eukaryota, Metazoa, Chordata, Actinopteri, Cypriniformes, Xenocyprididae. Gene Ontology annotation, biological process: endoplasmic reticulum tubular network organization. The record is from RefSeq and is a predicted model, not a curated record. The transcript has 3 exons. The coding region runs from base 311 to 760 and encodes 149 amino acids. Gene Ontology annotation, cellular component: endoplasmic reticulum membrane.